AUGGUCUCAACACAGGAGCUCACAGCGCCUGUCGCACUCGACAAUGAUACAAUUUAUGAUAUCAUCUGUGAUGCCCGAGCAGGUGCAAUUGAGGACUUGAGUGCAAACAUUACUAGUCUGGCUUCUCAGCACAACUGCUCCGAGGCACAGAUCGUCGCAGCUGCUAUCGAUGCCGAGGAAGAGAGUGAAGGUGGAACAGGUUGUUGUGUAUUGCAUUACCCUGCUGCCAACGGAGAAACUGAAAUCCUAAACUUCUUGCUCAAAAAGCUCGAGGGAGUAGAUGUUGCUCAGCGUACUGCAUUUAUCAACCACCGCAACAAUUCUGGAAACACACCGCUGCACUGGGCUGCGCUGAACACGCACUUGGAAGCCGUCAAGGCCCUCGUGGAGACCGGCGCUGAUGUUUCUAUUAAGAACGACGCUGGCCACGAUGCCGUGUUCCUAGCUGAGCGUGCUGCUUGGUCUGCUUCCGCGGAAGAAGUUGAAGAAACCGACGAAACUGAGGAGAUUGAGGUUACUAUUGGCGACCUGAAAGUUGGCGAGGAGGGUCAAGCUGAGAGCGAAGAAGCGCCUGCUGAGGAAAUGUCUGCAGGCAGACAGGUUGUUGAGUGGUUGCUCAGCUCAGAGAAGUCUGCUAGUCUGGAGAGUUCUGCCAAUGAAGGAAGCUCAGCAUGA
Messenger RNA from Penicillium taxi, 675 nucleotides. Its product is annotated as ankyrin repeat domain-containing protein. Gene Ontology annotation, molecular function: protein binding. The record is from RefSeq and is a predicted model, not a curated record. Lineage: Eukaryota; Fungi; Ascomycota; Eurotiomycetes; Eurotiales; Aspergillaceae. The transcript is spliced from 2 exons. The coding region runs from base 1 to 675 and encodes 224 amino acids.